Messenger RNA from Truncatella angustata, 846 nucleotides. RefSeq lists its product as uncharacterized. Bases 1 to 846 code for a protein of 281 amino acids. Lineage: Eukaryota; Fungi; Ascomycota; Sordariomycetes; Amphisphaeriales; Sporocadaceae. The record is from RefSeq and is a predicted model, not a curated record. The transcript has 3 exons.
AUGUCGUCGUGCAGUCCCAUGAAGCCGGACGAUGCGUCGGAACUCGCCUCUCCGAUAUUCGUUCAGGUCGCCGACCCGUCUGAUAAGUCCUGGCGAAGUGCCGUACGCUCUCGAGCUGCUAGCGCCCGCCAUGCUGCAGCACGACGACAACGCCUUCUUAAGCACCAGCGAGAGGUUGAAAAGACCGUGGUUGGUGCCUCCUUGGACAAGUUACAGCUAGUGAGAGGCCCACAAGGCCUGCUCCGUAUACGAGCUGUCGAACCAUUUGAUAGCUUGGCCAGGCCGACCUCGCGCUUUGAGUGCUUCUUGAUGGAUCAUUAUAUCAAGCGCUUUGUCACGUACGCCACCUUCGGCAACGACGCCGAGGUCGAAGUGAUGGGUAGCACCGGCACCAAUUUGGGAUGGGUCCAUCUGGGCAUCACGGAACCGGGUUUCCUGAACGCCGUAUUCUUGUCAACCUGCCGUCACCUCGUUGAACUGGGAGCGCCUGGCGACUAUUAUACAUGGGCCCUCGAGUACAGAGAUCGUUGUAUUCGCUCAGUCAAGGCAGCGAUUUCGCAGGAAAUGCUAGCACCGAGCAUCGCCACAAUCAUUACCACCAUGGCCCUGGCUUUAGACGCUCGCAAAUUCGGAAAUUUCGAAGUUGCGAAGGAUCACUGUCGAGCGAUCAGUGUGAUGAUCCGCUUAAGGAACUCCAGCCAAGCUCCAGGCAUGUUGCAGUUGCCAAACCCCAUCAUCGCUUGGGUAGAUACCAUUACAAAUCGUAUUCAGUCACAGCCUGGCAAUCCUCCACCGCAUAUGUUGGCUUUGGAGCAUACAGACAAAGUGAGAGGUAUCGGGAUAUGA